Molecule: messenger RNA, 3194 nt
Organism: Leucoraja erinaceus (little skate)
Lineage: Eukaryota; Metazoa; Chordata; Chondrichthyes; Rajiformes; Rajidae
Gene: hey2
Product: hes-related family bHLH transcription factor with YRPW motif 2
Exons: 6
Coding region: 690-1535 (281 amino acids)
Biological process (GO): circulatory system development; regulation of neurogenesis; regulation of transcription by RNA polymerase II
Cellular component (GO): nucleus
Molecular function (GO): RNA polymerase II cis-regulatory region sequence-specific DNA binding; protein dimerization activity; DNA-binding transcription factor activity, RNA polymerase II-specific
Source: RefSeq, a predicted model, not a curated record
CUUAAUAGAAUUGAGAAAAAAAAUCUCUGCAGUGAUUGUACAGUACAUAUCAACUUAAUUUUCUUAUCGAUGGAUGUGGAGCAAGGGCAACACGGGAUUUUCUCCAUGUGAAACAAAAAAAAGUGUUUAAUAGUUCAGAUUUCUGGAAAUGAACAUGCCAUGCCGAUCAAAAAUAUGGUUUCAAUAGAACAACAAAGGCCGAUGGAAUAUGGGAAUUGCAUAAUUUUAUAUUUGAAAAAUGGGAUAUUAACACGAGAGCAAUACUGGAACUUUAAUGUAGAAAAAACACGUUAACAUUGCACAUAAAUGUUUCUCCUACCAACUUAAAAAAAAGUUUCUAGAAGUUCCUCUAACAGCCGAUCCCUUUUAAGUGAAGUGGACAGAGAGCUUUCCCACGCUUUCCCCGACCCGCGCGUUUGACGCAGGGAAGGGGGACGUCGUCGUGUUGCGCCAAUGAGAAAGGCGUCUCCUUCAAACCCGGAGCGUCGCGCUGUCAAUCAGGGCUGCUUGCGGGCUGUGGGACAGAGUGCGCUCAGCGAGACAUUGCAACAUUGAUAUAGCUUAUACCGUGGGAAAGCGCAUCACACUGCACUCUGGCUGCCUGGGUGGCUGGAGCUAAACCGCCAGCUUCUAAAAAGCAGACCGGAAAAUUGUGUUUCUCCCCCUCUCUCUCUCUCUCUCCAGUGAUAAUGAAACGUCCUUGUGAAGAAAGUUCUUCAGAUAGUGAUAUUGAUGAAACCAUAGACGUGGGGAGCGAAAAUAUCUGCGCAGGGCAGGACAAUAAUGUACUCAUGAGAGCCGGGUCUCCGUCUACAACUUCCCAAAUAAUGGCCAGGAAGAAAAGGAGAGGGAUCAUCGAGAAGAGACGUCGAGAUCGUAUUAACAAUAGUUUGUCGGAACUUCGUCGACUGGUCCCCACUGCUUUUGAGAAACAGGGAUCAGCAAAGCUCGAGAAAGCGGAAAUACUUCAGAUGACGGUGGAUCAUCUAAAGAUGCUACGGGCAACCGGAGGUAAAGGGUUUUUUGACGCCCACGCUCUCGCCAUGGACUUUAUGAGCAUCGGUUUCCGGGAGUGCUUGGCCGAGGUGGCCCGUUACCUGAGCUCGGUGGAAGGUCUCGACACGUCGGACCCGUUGCGACUCCGCCUUGUCUCUCACCUCAGUACCUACGCCUCUCAACGGGAAGCGGCAGUGAUGAGCUCGACGGUGGCUCAUCAUCACCAUCACCACCAGCAGCAGCAACAGCGGCACCAGCAUCACCUCCAGCAGCACCAACAGCACUGGGCCGCCGCCUUCCACCAACUGCCCUCUGCUCUGUUGCAGCACCACGGCCUCGUCAGCGACAGGCUGCUGGCCACCGCCACCGCCUCUUCCGAACUGCACCCAGGGCCUUGGCUUGUAACCCACUGCAAGAGGCAUCAAUAUUGUUACGAGCAAAUCGACAGCAAUUUUACACGCGAGCUUUCUGCGUUCAAGUAUCCCAAUGUCGACUAUUAUGUGUACGCAAACUGUAACCAUUCCGCUGUAUCUCCAUGAGGUGGUUUGCUCCAAUGGACCCUCACGACAGCUUAACCACCAGAGAGAAAAGAAACGCCUUCCUCUGCCAUCAACAUCUAGUAAGAAUAAUGGAAUCAGUCAAACCUGACGGAUUUUGGAUGGUUCUCGGACGUAGCGCGGUUUCUUUCGUUUGCAAAAUGUCUCGCAUACUUCGCAGGAUAUCUUUAUGGAUGCGUAGCAGUUUUUAUUUCCGUUUGAGACUUCAUCCUGCAACCACAAUGUCGAUCCUUAGAAGAAUAACCAAGAUGGAACAAUGGAUUAAUUAAAUUCAGUCAAGCCCAUAGAUAGUGUUUAAGAAGGAACUGCAGAUGCUGGAAAAUCGAAGGUACACAAAAAUGCUGGAGAGACUCAGCGGGUGCAGCAGCAUCUAUGGAGCGAAGGAAAUAGGCAACGUUUCGGGCCGAACCCCAUCUUCAGACUGAUCAGCCCGUAGAUAGUUUUCGGUUUUAUUUUCGCCUGGAGAUUUUUCCCAGUGGGAUUAUAGAGCACCUACCGGAAAUGAACAGGAUUUUAGGAUUUGGAGUGGUGCGUUCUCCACAGCACCUGCAGUAGUAUCAAAAGCAAUAAUAUCAUGACAGCAUUCUCACGCCGCUGUGCCUCAAUCUGAAACUGCUGAACAGAGGUGAAGAUGGCAACAGCAGCAGUAAAUGACAGCGUCCCUAAUUGGACACCAGUUUCUUUAUGAGAAGUACAUUUAUAUGCCAACAUCGCCAACUGGGAUAUUAUACGAACUGUGUUUUCUCACGGCAGUGGAAAUGGCUUGAUGGCACAAGGUCUGAGCCGAGUUGGACACUGGUGGAAAUACAAAGGAUUGACUCGUUCAGUUUAUGUCAAAAGUUUAAAACCAAGGGGCAAAACAACAUUUACAGUAGCCUAUAUAUGUUAAGUUUUUUAAUCAUUCAUCCAUAGAGCAUAUUUCACUUACCCUGAUCCAAAAUAUGGUUGCCCGGAUUAAAAAUUUAUAGCCUUUAUUAGUUAAAUAUUAACUAAUUUAAAAUUUAAAAAAUGACCAAUUCCCAUAUUUUCAGCGGAAACGACAAUUGGAGAUUUGCAUGGAAACCUUUCCAGAAAAUAAACACAUAGCCCUAUCUUUACAUGAGUUUACAAACUAUGCCAACCUUGUUUAUUCUAAACCCGAGUCCAAACAUAUACCUGCAUUUGACAGUAAUGUGCAUUUUGAGGUCCUCUGAUUAUCCAGUGAGCUUCAUGGUGUACAGUGAAUAGGUGGGCAAGGGGCGUCAGUAUCUGAGACUAUUGUGAUUAAUUUUGUACUCAUCUGUUUCAACCAUUCUCUCAGAAUACACAACAUGGGGGAUUAUCAUAGUUGUUACAAUGCAGAGGUUUUAAGCUUAAAGCAGUAGAAUGGAGAAUAUUUCCUUGCAUUUCUUUGUACUUCGUUUUGUUCAUAGUACAGUUUUAGCAUCAUUAUCUCAUGUGAAUGAAACACUUUUUCAUUCUUUCUGUUGCCACUUAAACAAAAUUACACUAAUACAAAUAUACAUUGAAGUGGAUAGAAAUUAGCCUAUUCAGCAUGAAAAAUGUCACUAAAGCAGCAUAUGAAUACCAUUGAAAGGGCAUUUUAUUCAUGGCUGUUGACAUACUGAAGUAGAAUUCUACAAAUAAAUGUACUUUUGUUGC